This is a messenger RNA of Aricia agestis (brown argus), 1115 nucleotides long. RefSeq names its product elastin-like. The record is from RefSeq and is a predicted model, not a curated record. NCBI's taxonomy places the organism in Eukaryota, Metazoa, Arthropoda, Insecta, Lepidoptera, Lycaenidae. The transcript has 2 exons. Bases 85 to 726 code for a protein of 213 amino acids.
AAAGCAAACUUUUUUAAUUAAUUUCCAAAGUAUAUAUACCGGUCCUUCGGUAGCCAUCCUCACAGACCAGUGGAUCAUCACAAAAUGGCAGCCAAAACAGUCAUCUUCCUGAUCGCUUCUCUCUGCACGGCGUACUGCAAGCCCCUGUGCCCAAGUGUGGCACUGGGUCUGGGAAUGCCAGCAGCGGGCGCGACCACCGUUUGCGAGUCUGCUCCUAACCUCCCCGUCGGAUUGGCUGGCUUGGGUUUGAUGGGUGGAUUGGGUGCAGUUGGGCCACUCGGGCAUUUGGGAUUGGGUGGUCUCGGUCCGCUGGGCUAUCAUGGUGGUCUCGGACCGCUGGGAUUGGGAUUAUCUGCCUUUGCAAACCCUGCCGGUUCCACCACUGUCUGCGAGUCGGCGCCUAAUCUAGGAAUGGCAGUGCCAGCUGUCGGAACUACUACAGUGUGCGAGUCUGCUCCCAACCUACCCCUUGGUUAUGGUCUACCGUACCCAUCAUACGGACCCUUGGGCAUGGGUGUGCCGCUAGGUGGUGCUACCACCGUUUGCGAGUCUGCUCCCAACCUACCGCUUGGUCUCGGUCUACCGUACCCAGCAUACGGACAUUUGGGCAUGGGUGUGCCGCUAGGUGGUGCUACCACCGUCUGCGAAUCUAUGCCCGAUCCAUUGGUGGGUCUCGGAAACCCACUGGCCCUGUCGUCCAUGCUCAGACUCAGACCGUAUCUGUAAGAAGCAACCUUGACCUUGGAUCACUUGACACUCUCAAACUUGUCUCAUAAGCGUUUCUUAAGUUACUUUUUAAUUUUGCAAAGGUUUACAGAUUUCAUUUUGGCCAUUCCUUCAGUUUCGUCUGUUUUUUUCCAAACUUUGCCGAUAAAACUUGUAGUGUAAAUACAGAAAUUUAUCGCCAGCUUUCUUCGGAAGUCUGGGCUUAGAGAAGUUGUGGGCCCGAAAUUAUUAUUUAUUACAUCUGCUUUUCGUGUGUUUAGAGAUCAGAAGUAAUGAAAGAGCUUAAAUUUCUGGCGCAGAAAUUAAUUUGGUACUAUUUGACCUUUGCUAUAAAAGGUAACUUUGUGUUUGAAUUAUAUAUUCUGAAAUAAAUUGUAUUUGCAUUUGAA